CAGAGGCAGGCAGAUUCGAUUUUCACGGUCAGCGCAAGUAUUUUUUCACUUGUCGAAUCAUAUUUCCGUCAGAGUGAGCCCAGUUUGAGAUAAGAAGCGUUGGUGUAAAUUUGAAAGCCGACUGUUUCCCAUUGUGUUGCUGUUAAGAGGACAACAAGUGAAAAGUAAUACAUUGUACCUGUCAAGCUGAUGGUGUUUGUGAGAUGGAUGUUCAUGUGUCUGAUUGGUCAUCAGACUGACAGGACCAGCGGGCACUACUGGUGACCUUUACCCACGGCUUGAUGGCAUUUCUGUACACUGACCAGAGGGGCUCUGUGGCAUCCUGUAAUAGCCAUUAAGUAAUCAUGCAUCCAGGUCUUCCCAUCAAGGUGUACUAGCUGCCAUGAUAUUUCAGCACCUGACCUUAUUCAUACUGGAGGAAUCAGAGAAAUGAUUAUCAUACAAUAUCAUGUAUCACCUGACCUGAGUAUCACCAAAACAGUCUGUCGCAUGCAGUGGUUUAUGACGGCGUGAGCCAUUAGAAGAACCAGCAUCGCUGAUGUCCUGCCAUUCUUCUGUGUCCAUUCACUUCCCUGUACAGAAUUAAAGAAUUGCAAGAAUGCCGAUCAAAGGGUACAUUGCUGGGCGCCCUGUGUCGCGCUGGGAAGCGGAGACAGAUAACAUUGACAUUGACUAUCGUAAUCUUGAUGGACAUGGACUCGGGCCUUGUGGAUGUAUUGAAGAAUGUCAAACAGGGAAAAAAGGAUGUGCAUUAAAAAUACUUGUUUGUAUCGUCAUAGUUUUUGUUGGUAUUUUUAUUGGUUACGUCAUUGGGCGUAACAUUCAGCCUCUGACAAAACAGGAAUCUUACUGUCCAGCAUUGGCACCAGUAGCACCAUCAAUACAGGAUUACAACAAAACUUUAACAGAGAUGAUAAAAAAGAAGUUAGAACAUAUACCAAACUAUAACCAGUCAUUAAAAGCUUUUCCCUCGAGUAUAAACCUUGCUGGUAUGCCUCUGACAAACGAAGAGUUAGUGGCCACUAAACGCUGGCUGGAAAUGUUCAAUUUUGACUCAGUCAGGAUGAAAAGCUAUGAAGUCAUGCUAGAGUAUGCAGACUUUGCUGCAGCAACGCCAAACUACGUAGUGAUGGAGGAGAAUGGAACAGAGGUUUUUCACUCACACUCCAACAUUACUGCGGACCACAGAGAAUAUUUAGCCUUCAGUGCCUAUUCCGCCUCCAAAGCUGUGACGGGUAAACUGGUCUAUGUGAACUACGGGUCAGUUGAAGACUUCGGAUUACUGGAAUCCAAAGGUGUCUUAGUGAACAAUAGCAUUGUUAUCUUGAGAUAUGGGAAGAUUCACCCAGGCAGCAAGGUGAAACAUGCCCAAGACCGCGGAGCUCUGGGAGUUAUCCUCUACUCUGAUCCCUAUGACUUUGCCAACAAGCAGGCUUCGGCCUCUCCUGGUACCUGGUGGUUGCCGAGCUGGGCCAUCAAGUCAUGCCAUGUGCGUCCUGAGCUGAGCGGUGACCCUUCCACAACACAUCACCAGUAUCUGGAUGGGUCACUGGAGAUCGUUGAAAAGAAUUCAAGCUUUGCCAAAAUUCCUGUCCACCCAAUAUCCUACAGUGAUGCCAAGGAACUUCUGAAAGACCUUGGGGGAGAGCUAGUGUCGCAAAAGUGGAAGGGGAGUCUACCUGUGGAGUACAGAUCUGGGCCAGGCUUUAGGGGAGAGGCAGAGAACAGGACGGUGAAAUUGGAGGUUGCAAACAAAAGUGUGAAACGUACAAUAUACAACUUGAUAGCAGUCAUUCGUGGCCAACAUGAAAAAGACCAGUAUGUGAUCGUAGGAGCGCACCAUGACUCCUGGACGUGGGGAGCCAUUGAUGCCGGCUCGGGUAACGCUGUUCUUAUAGAACUGGCUAAGACCUUCGCCCAGAAGACGAAAACUGGAUGGAGGCCAAGGAGGACAAUAAUAUUUGCAUUCUGGGAUGCUUCCAAAUAUGGACAGAUUGGGGCCUACAAAUGGGCAAUGGAAAACGCCAAGCAGUUGGAAGCAGGAGCUGUCGCAUAUAUCAACCUGGACUCCUUAAUAAGAGGUAACCACAGUUUCUAUGCUGAGUCCAGCCCCAUGCUGGCUGAUGUGAUCCUCCAGGCUGCCCAGUCUGUUCCCUGCGCUGACCCUCAGCAUGGCCCAGGGAUGAGUGUGUAUGACAUGUGGGCUGGAAACUUCCCAAGGCCCGGCACUGACCCUGCCUACCCACAACCAAAUGUGCCUUUAUUGGGAGGAGACAGUGAUUAUGCCCCCUUCCUCUACCUUCUGGGUGUUCCCUCCCUCUCACCAGUCUACACUUACAACCUUAAUGCCUUUGAUACUUUACCUAAUUACCCAGCCUAUGGAACCCUAGACGACACCUACGAUUACCUACUGCGCUAUAUCGACCCUGACCUACGUCUCCAUGCAACCAUGUCAAAGGUCAUUGCCGAGGUGACGAUGAGGCUGGCUGACUCUGCCAUCUUGCCUCUGCGUGUGUCCAGAUUAGAGGAUUUGCUGGAGGAGGGGUGGGAUUACCUGCAAGCCUACAGCAGUGACAUGGAAAAUGUGGAGCUCAGCUUAGUGCCAUUGCGCUAUGCCAUUAAUGAUUUUAAGAAUUCAGCAGAGAAUUUCACCGCAGUUGUGUCGGCCAUUAAUGUUACCAAAGCUAGAGAGUCUGAUAUUCGGACAAUAAAUGACCAGCUGUUGAGAGUGUCACGGGCAUUCUUAACCAACCGUGGAUUACCAGGGGCCCCUCAGUACAGACACAGCCUUAUUUCACCACAUCCUGAGAAUUUGAAUGGACAUAUUGUGUUCCCUGGAAUCUCAUGGCCUCUUUUACGAGGUCAGACUGUGAAAGAUUGGUCAGAAGUUGAGAGACAGCUGGAACUUCUUAUAACCUCCCUGAAAAACGCACAAGACAUUCUGGAUAGUAGUAUGAUUUCAUGAUACACAGUCUAAAUCCUGGUUCUACUCCAUGACUAUGGCUAUGGUUCUGAAGAAACCCCUAAAACAUGGGAUAAUAGCAUGUCGGCAUGGAUUCAGUGAAUUCUACCUUAACAGUGGCAGCUUAAGGGUUUGGAUUCAGUUCAAUCUAAUUGAAUAAUGGCAACGUGCUAGCAUGGAUUAAGUUCAUUCUGCCAGAACAUUGGCAGCUUGAGGACGUGGAUUCAGGUAAUUUGAUCUGUUGACCUGGUGGCAACUUAACAUAAAGGCAUGGGUUUAGUUAAGCAUGGACACCAUGUAAUGAAAGCAGCCAUAUUAUCAGCAUGGAUUCAUUUAACCAGAACAGAAUAAUGGCAGCUGACUGGCAUGGAUUCAUUUUACUGUGAACACCAUGUACAUGUACCAGUAGUAACAUGGAUUGAGUUCAGUGUUAGUAUUAUGUAACAGUGCACCUGUUCUUGUUGGCAUGUAUUCAGUUUACUUUGGAAACCAUGUACAUGUACAAAUAGUAACAUGAAUUCAGUUCAGUAUCUGAUUGCACUACAUGUAUGUAACAGUCUUGUUGGAAUGUAUUCAUUUCACUGGAAUGAAUUGAUGGUAGCUUGCUGGCAAGUAGUCAUUUGCCUGGAAUUUGACAGUGACAGUUAGCUAACAGGAAUCUAAUUCAUUCUGUGGUAUGUGUACUCUAUGAAACACCAACAAGUGCAGCCAGCUAUUAAUACAUGGCUUCAGAUGAUUUGAGCGGGGCAUAAACAGUGUAGUCUUAUGACUGUAGAUACUGCUUGACUGCCCUCAAGCGGUGAUAGACUCAGUCCACUGGAUCUCCACUGUGUUCAAAGUGUACAGAUAAUGGCAGCUUUCACACUUGAGAGAUGUCAUGACGUAGGCCGCAAGAGGUUUGAAUGGGCCGUUCAAGGGACAAGUUAUGCAUAUGACACGUUCACGCAAAAAAAGGUGUAUUGCGCAGAUUCUGCUGAUGGAGGGGUACAGUGGCAAGGAUGAUAUACCCUUAACUGAGAUUGUGCAGUUUGGGACAAGGAUGCUUGUUAUGCAGCACGUGGUUCAUUUUAGAGGUUAUAAUGACAAGGACACUGCAUCCUUAUUGACAGUGAGUGUACAUGUACACUGUUGGGGAUACAUUCCUUCCGGAGGAUGUGCUCUAAUACUGAGAGAGUGGUAUUGUUGAAGUUCCUGUAUGUACAAAAAGUAACAUACAUAUGUUUUACACUUUGAAGUGAGAAUUUGCCGGCAGGAAACUUUUGGAAUAGCGAAAUGUUGUAAUUUUUGUUGCAAUAUUGUUUCUCUUUAAAAUUGUAUUGGAAUUUUAGGGAGUAUCUUCAUUACUUCUGAUGGUGCUAUAAACUUUGUGUUCGUAGACUCAGAAUGAAACGUGCCUGAUGCACUCUUUUCUAGGUCAAGGUCGUCGUUAAUAAGAAUCUUGAAGUAAGCUGACUACCCUAUUUCUUUUAAUUUUUGGGAUACCUGAUCUGCUCAUUUUGGCCAAUAUACAUGUAAUUAUUAAAUAUUGAAUUUCUUUUUUCUCACAUGGUUAGAUCAUCUAAUAAACAUACUCAUGUCUUUACUUUUCCAAAAGGGUGGUAAGGAAGUAUAAUAUUCUACUUUCAACACUACUAAUAUUUCUCCCCAAAAUUAGAAGAAUUAGGGUAUUUUCAGAUUUUAGACAGGACAUUCUUCCUUCUUGGCCAGUUUGCUAGACACCAGAGUGGAAGGGAGACUACUCUGUGGAUAAUAAAACCUCCUCUGCUCACAGGAAUUUCCCUUGUGUGUCUUUUUUGAGGUCUUUAUGUCUCUAAUAGCUGAAAGUGACAGUUUUUGGGAGAAAAUGCUUGAGGUAGUGAGGGUAUAGAUGUUUGUUGGGAAAACUGAUUUGCGAUCUGUCAGCUAAACAUCAAGUCAGUCAGUCAGUCGUGAACGAACAUCUUGAUCAGUAAUACGAACGUCAGUCAUCAACAGCCAUUAAUUUAUGAACAGAAAAACAUGAAUAACACCUAUUUGAACAAAACUCUGGGAUGUUCGUAAUAUUUGCAUAGUUAAAAUUGUAUACCAUACAUGUAUAUCGUGACCACACCAUUCAGUUGUUGUCUGACAAUUGUCUCUAAUUAUUUACCUUCUUUAUAGUUUCAUUAAACACUAUAAAAACCAUUUUCUAUAAUUAUUGGUUUCAUAAAACACUAUAAAAACCAGAUUCACAACCUCAGUCAGUGAUUUUAUACUGGAUGUUUUAUAUGAUCUGAAUAUACCCACUGCCUAAACUAUGGACUGUCAACAUCAGCUCUUCCAAAACUCAUUGAUCUAGAGGAAGUGGAAUUCAGUUACGGAUUUGCUAUAAUUAUCAGCAUCCCGGACAUAUGAAGUGUAUAUUUUCUGUCGUGCAUGAUCAGCAACAUACAGAGCUGCAUGUGACUUCCAAGGAUGUUUUUUGUUUGUUUUUCCAAGUUACAUUUACAUGUACCAACACCAAGUUUCGGAUGUGCUACAACUGUCAGCAUCCUGGACAUGUGAAGUGUAUGUGUAGGUCCUAUAUAAUCAGCGACAUACAGAGCUCCAUGUGACCGCCAAGCAUGCUUUAUGAUUGGCUUUCCAGGUUAUAUAUUCUUACAUUAUCUAUGUGUAAUGAAAGUGCAUGUGCAUGAUACUUGUUUGAUUGUGUUUUGAUCAUUAAGCCAUGGUUUUGAUUGUUGUUAGUUGCUGUAAUUGUACUAUUGAGUUUUAAAAUUAUACUUUUUGUAAAACCUUGAAAUCCAAACAUUGUAGUUUUGUCUAAAAAAUCAAAUUGUAAAUCUGCAAAAAUUGCACUGAAAGUUGCUCUUUCACAUGCAAAAGGUUGAGGAGUCAAGGUACAUGUAGGUAUGAUCACCUAGGGGAAUCGCUUGGAUUGGGGUUUCUCAUGUUAUGCAUCGUUUCCAUUUGACCAUUUCUUGACCAGGAUAUUAUUGAGUUACAUGCUAUAUGCACAUUACCAUACCUCAGUAUGGCAUUCAUUAUUUUUUGGAACUACACUAGUGUAGGGAAAACCUGUGUCUAUACCAACAACUGCUUAACACCUUUAUAAGAGACAGACAAAAUUCAUUUUGAGUAUAAAAAUAUCUGUGGAAAUCCUUUCUCUGUGAUAAUAAUAGUUAAAAUUGCUUACAGCUGCUUAGGAGUAUUUUUUAACAUUAUUAGUUGCCUGCCAUUGUUGUUCUUUUAAGUUAUUUUUGGAACUAUACUAGCAUGGUGAAAACAUUCUAGGAUAGUGUGUCUAUCCCAAUAAGAGCUGCUUAGCGCACAAGAUUUACCCUUAUUCCUCAACCUUUUUACAAUUUAUGCAUUCUUUUGAUGUGAUUUUGGAUACAAAAUUACAUUGGUUGGGUUAAUCAAUUUCAGGGCUACAGAAAGUAUAAUUUUAUCAGCUUACUCAGAAUAAUCAAAUGCUUAAAUCUUGCAUACGUGCAAAAAUGUUGAAGAAAUACAGUAGACAGAAUUAAUUCUGAGUUUGAACAUUUCUGUGGAAUUCCCUUCUCUCUGAUCACAAUAUUUAAAAGUGCUUACAGCUGCUAAAGAAUAUUUUGAACAUUAUUAGAUACCUGUAUUUGUUAUUUGUUCUGAGAUCUUCCAUGAAUGAUAAGGUGUGGGUGAUGGUUUUGAGUACAGACUGUAGGGCACCUUUACCGUUUCUUUUGCUUUAUUCCAUGCAUGCAUUGCACUAUUUUGUUUAUUGUAUCUUCAAAAUGUUUCUUGUAUUGUACACAAGUGAAAUAUCUCAAACUCACUGUUAACUCAAUCUUUAUACACAUAAGGCCAUUCCACCUUCAUGGGGUCGAGCAGAUCACUUCAUCACGAUAUCAUAGAUAAGGCUACACAAAGUUGAUUGUUUCUGAGACUUCUUUUUCGAAGAAAAAAAAUUGUGGGGAGAGAAGAAGUUUUUAUUUUCCUUUUCACUGAAGUUUAUAGAUUAUACGAUAGUG
This is a messenger RNA of Liolophura sinensis, 6930 nucleotides long. Its product is annotated as putative N-acetylated-alpha-linked acidic dipeptidase. The record is from RefSeq and is a predicted model, not a curated record. Gene Ontology annotation, molecular function: carboxypeptidase activity. The transcript has 21 exons. NCBI's taxonomy places the organism in Eukaryota, Metazoa, Mollusca, Polyplacophora, Chitonida, Chitonidae. The coding region runs from base 599 to 2965 and encodes 788 amino acids.